Varroa destructor (honeybee mite) is the source of this 2465-nucleotide messenger RNA. RefSeq lists its product as uncharacterized. The record is from RefSeq and is a predicted model, not a curated record. Lineage: Eukaryota; Metazoa; Arthropoda; Arachnida; Mesostigmata; Varroidae.
GUUGUGAGUCAGCGGUCGCUUUUACUCGUUUUUCUUAAGACGAUUUUGGAUAAACUGUGUAAGAUGUUGUUAAGGCAAUGGAAAAUUCGUGCUGUAGAACAAAACUCGUUGUAUAGGAAAAAGCCAGUAGCAGCCGAUGAUGAGCAUAGAUAAACGUUCACUUCGAAGGACGCUGAUAAAACAAGCACCUACCCAGCUGCUACCGCAAGGGUACAAUCAGUCAUGUGUACUAACUGGAACAUAUGCAAAAAGGAAGUUGUUCACGCCUUGGGCCUAUGGAACGCAGUGUGCGUGUACGUUGCCUUUUUACGUAUCAUGCAAACAAAGCUUCGGAAGACUUUAUGUAGAAAAAGCACGAUUACUACUAUACCUAUUCGUCUACAUGAAUGUCGUAUACUGUUCUAGAAGAACGAAGACUCGUGAUUCGCCUGUGAGAGUAUUAUGCCGUAGUGUAUUUUAACCCAGUGUCCACAUUCAUCUAGAUGAGUGUUAUGUUUGGGCAAUUCCCGCCGUUAUCUGUAAACAACGCAGCGGCGACGAAACUUUCUGCUUGCAAAUGUUACUCUCAGUAAAACCCUAUAAACCAGUUAGAUCUUGUAUUGUCGCCGGGUUUUUGUGAAAAUUAGGGCUAAAUACUGUUCGUCCGACAUUGGAGGCGCCCGAAAAGGGCUGCGAGUAAGACUUUAACGCUGUGGGGGACCAAGAUAUGUAUGUUCACACAGUUACACUACUGACUAAUGCUCGAGGCUACACGUGCGCCGUUUCACCAGUUCUGGCAAACUCGAUCGGCCAAUCUUAUAUAAUAAAUCCGAUAAGCAUCACUGCUAUACUGCACUAUCCCAGUUGUGUUCUGUUGUUAAAUCGACAUUUGCCGCCGAUCGUUCUGCCCUCCUCAUGUCAAGUUACGUUCUAUAAUAGGCAUUAUAAUUGCAAUGAUACGCAUAUCGUACACUCACUGUCAUUGCCCGAAGCUGCCACGACUCGUCCCGAUUCAGUGAGCUCUGAUAACCUGUCACGUGACUGCGAAACUAGUGGCCAAACAUCUACAGUGCGCCGUCUCAUCAUUAGCGGUGGUUCCGCUGCAAAGGCGACUAACGAGCAGCACCUUUAUCGGCCUGAUCGUUUGGUUCGAUCGAAGAUUGAUAUUGGUGACUCACCACCUCCGGUCUCCACUACCGAGUCACCUCAAAGCCCUCCUUCCAGUUGCAGCGCAUCACAAGUUUAUUCCACUUCAUCAGUGGAAAGCCCCCGAGAUGUCGUUUCCAAGGACGUUAGAGGGCUAGUCCCAACUGCUCACCAACAAUCUCUAGCGGCCGCUGGGAUCCAUCCUAUUCUUGUUCAAAGACGUCGAGCAUCGUCUAAGGCAAAGAAGUUACAGACGCCGGCUAUUUCAAAUGCUAUUAGCUGCGAUACGAACAACUUCACGACCGUCAUCAACCAUCUGCCUCGGCUUUCUCGGACGCUGCAGUUCCGUUUAUCGCAGAACAUAACAAGAAUAAUCAGUUGCAGUCCAGGUACCCAGGGCCGUGGUUCGUACAAGAAGCCCAAGACGCGGAAUCGACAGAAGAAGCUUCGACAUUUAGCUUACCGCGCCCGCUCAAAAAAGGCAUUGACUAAGGGCGCUAAAAAUACAAGGCUGUGUAACAAGAGAAGUAAACAAAGAGCCUUAAACGAUGUAGGGACCUUGGAUAGCUUGGCACCACGCAGAGAAGGAAAAUUAACGGUCGGUCCUAAUGCCAUUUCUCGAACUGGCCCUAAAAGCCAUCACUCGAAGUAUCCUAAGAGUGAUAAAAUCGAAGAAAAACAGACGGCUUCAAUAGAGCGCGAGAGGGAAAAACAAAAUGAAUCUUUUACAGACGGCGUAAAUCAACCGCAGCAGCAGGACAGUAACGAACAGCCAGAGUCCGCUAAGGGCAACAAAAGCAAUAAGCGGAGAAGAGAUACCCACCAAUAUACACGAGGGCAUUCUAAAAGUCGAACAUCACAUCCUGCCCAAUAUGACUGUGUGAACCUAAAUCAAUGUCUUGUUUUUUAAUCGAUCAUUCAUCAGGUGUCAGCGGGCGGUCGGUUAAUCUAGGGUCCUUUUAAGCCAGGGUAAAUGCUCGAGAGAGGUUCGCUGUAGCUAAGCAUUGCAUUGACGUUUUUCUUUAGGGUUUGUACGGAAAAGAUAUGCGACAUCAAGACAUCGAAGUGCUCCUAACUCCCUACGCCCUAUGCAUCUUUAUUUUGAAAAUGGGUAAACGGGGGUCAUAGCUUACCGAACUUGGGGACGUGUUAGAGGACAGUGAGUUUCGCUACGGUCUGGCUGCUAUCAACAAUGCAACUACCGGCCGAUACAAGUAGCGAAACUCAGAACAAUGCGCUAAAUAAUGAAAAUAUAGGAAAAGAAUGCAUAGAAAAGAGACCAGAGCAAAAUAAGAUACCAUAUUAUUGACAGGUGAGCAAAAUUUCAUGCUAUAGUAAAU